AAUCUGCAACACACACACACACACGCGAGCGCCACAAUGCCCGUCCUGGGACCUUUAUACAGUGUGUGUUUCGCCCGGGUGAGGCUAAGGUCGCAUAUUAAGGUCAAGAAGCUCGUAGGAAUGUGUAGUAGCCAGAAGAGGAGAUAUAGUCAAGAACACCUCGAGAAAUGCUAUGAAGAUCACCGGGCGCUUUGGGAGAGUGAGUGUUGUAAGAAAUUGCCAGAGAAUGUCAAUCCAAGAUCUGUCUUUGCUUGCAACGAACUUGAUCUGCGAGACGUUUCAGUGUACGGCUUUGACUAUGACUAUACACUGGCCAACUAUGAGCCAGCUGUGGAACACUUGAUAUACGAACUCGGAAAGAAUGUACUUGUCUCUAAGUAUAGAUACCCAGAGGAAAUUAAAUCGCUGAAAUAUAACAGAGAGUUUGCAGUGCGUGGCCUCCACUAUGACAUCGAACAUGGCCUUUUGAUGAAGCUGGACCAGUUUCAGCAGAUCCAGCAGGGCUCCAUUUACCAUGGCCUCACACCCGUCGGCCAGGAGGAGGUCCUUAAGACAUACGGUGGAAGGUCCUUGCCGUUACAUUACGUGGAGGGCCAUUUGCGUGGGGACACAAAAAUGGCGCAUCUGGCAGAUCUCUUCUCCCUGCCCGAGAUGUGUCUACUGAGCCAAGUCGCGCAGUACUUCAUGGACCAUAAUCUACAGUACCACUCAGUCCCUCUCUUCAAUGACGUCAAAGCAGCCAUUGCAAGCAUCCACCCGGAGAUGCACCGUAUUGUGGGUCGGAAUAUCAGCGAAUACCUGAUCAAGGACCCCGAUCUCGUUACCUUUUUCCAGAGAUUAAAAGAAAAUAAUAAAGAGAUCUUCAUUAUUACCAACAGCCCCUUUUAUUUUGUCAAUGCAGGUUUGUCAUACCUCCUCGGAGAAGACUGGCGGGAGUUCUUCGACGUCGUGGUGGCCAGCGCUAAGAAGCCGGCAUUUUUCACGGAUAGCAUGAGGCCCUUCCGCGAACUCAAUGAGGAAAUCCACACUCAGACGUGGGGGCCAGUGACACAGUUAGAGAAGGGGAAAAUUUAUUUGGAGGGAAACCUAAAGCGCUUGCAAGAGUUGAAGGGCUGGCAAGGGCAACAGGUCCUUUACUUCGGCGAUCAUCCCUACAGCGACCUGGCUGACGUGUCCCUAAACCACGGCUGGAGAACCGGAGCCAUCCUUUGGGAGCUGGACUACGAGAUCCAGUGCCUAAACUCGGAUGACUACAAGAGAAUGAGUGGAUGGCUGAUGAUCCUUCAGAGCUUGAUAGAAAGCAGCCAAGAUUUUGAGGACGAAGAAUCUCGCAAGAUGAUCGAGAAGUGGGAGGAGGAGAGAGAUCGGUUGAGGAAGAAGACCAAAGAGCUGUUCAACCCCCACUUUGGCAGUGUCUUCCGAACCCACGACAACCCCACAUACUUCUCAAGGCGUCUCUUCCGCUUUGCCGACAUCUAUACCUCGCGCCUCUCCAAUCUGAAUGACUACAGCAUCAACCACACCUUUUACCCGAGAAGAGGCGUUUUGCCCCACGAGUACAAGUCACUCUUCGUCUAAAAGGGACUCGCUAGGCUGUGAAGCAACAGAGGAUUGCCUCUUCCAAAGCAUUCAUUUGUCAGCAAAAGGAGGCAGAGAAAAACAAGAAAGAAAUAAGGAAUAAAGAGAAAUAGAGAAAGAUAGAAAGAAGAGUGGAGCAAAGAAGUAGAGACAUGAAAGAAAUAAGGAAUAAGACAAGAAAGGAAUGAGGAAUAUAGAGAAAUAGAGAAAGAUAGAUAGAAGAAUGAGGCAAAGAGAUAAAGAGAAUAGCGACAAGAGAGAGAAAAGGAAAGUCAAAGGAAAAGAAGUGAAAUGAUAGAUUGGAGGAAGAGAAAAUGGGAAACAUGCCAUAGAAAACAAUAAACUUCAGAAGGGACAGAGCAAAGCAUUAAUUACAGAAGAAAAGGGGUAGAGGAAAGACAUCAGAAAAUAAAGGAAAAA
Molecule: messenger RNA, 1998 nt
Organism: Penaeus indicus
Lineage: Eukaryota; Metazoa; Arthropoda; Malacostraca; Decapoda; Penaeidae
Gene: Nt5c
Product: 5'-nucleotidase domain-containing protein 2-like
Exons: 9
Coding region: 37-1578 (513 amino acids)
Molecular function (GO): 5'-nucleotidase activity
Source: RefSeq, a predicted model, not a curated record